This is a messenger RNA of Oldenlandia corymbosa var. corymbosa, 4407 nucleotides long. Lineage: Eukaryota; Viridiplantae; Streptophyta; Magnoliopsida; Gentianales; Rubiaceae. The record is from the annotation of a GenBank genome assembly.
GUUUGGAGGCCAAAAACUAAUUUACUAAAACUUGUGGGGAGCCAUUCUGAGAAUUCUCCAAACUAAUAACUUCAGAAAGCGGGUUUUAACGAUAGAACUGCGAAACACAGUCCCAGAUCUCUUGCCAGAUUUACUGGCGGCAUUAAUCUUCAUCCGCCAAAUUUUGAGACUUCCUUCCUACUUCACCGUACCGAAUACCAGAUCGGAACCCUAAUCGAGAGUUCCGAUUCCAAUCCAAUUCCGCCAGGUUGCCCAAAUCGAAUACCGACAAUGGAAUCGUCUGAUAUUCAAUCAGACGAUACUGCAUCACCGGUCGCCAGUCUACUCCCACUCGCUUCCGCCUCACAGCAGCCAUACGUCUCUGAACUCCUCUCUUUCACCCUCGAUCGCCUCCACAAGGUUUCCCCCCUCUUCCUAAUACUUUUGAUGGUAAUGCGUGAACAAUCACAAUGUGAUCCCAAUUUAUAUAAUUGUUUGUUAAUCAGGAGCCGGAGCUGUUGAGAGUCGAUGCUGAAAGAAUACGGCGGCAGAUGCAAGAGGUGGCGGUGGCCAACUACCGCGCUUUCAUCUCUUCAGCUGAUGCAUUGCUUUCUAUGAAAGAAGAAGUUUCUUCAAUUGAUAAACACCUUGAGUCUUUGGUAAUUUUACCAUCUUUAGAUUUAAUUUUAUUCUCCGCCUAGUUCACGUCUUUACAUUCCCUUUACAUAUCAUCCGCUGCUAAUUUUUGUUCUUGGUUGUUGUAAGUCGCUUAUUGUUAACUUUUAAGUUCAGCAACCUGAGAAUGGAAUUUUUUUUUUAUUAUUUUUUUUUUUGGGUUGACUUUGAGGAGAAUUGAAUUUGUAAGGUAAUAUUGAGUAGUACACUAAUUGAGUUUGGUGAUUUGUUUAGUAGAGUUAGGUUGCAUAAUGUGACUCUUAAGUAAUUUGUAGGAGUCCUGACGGAAAAAUAUGUAAUGUUGAAUUGCUAAUGUCAUAUAAAGGAGUAGGCAGAAGGUACUAUUUGAACUUUAGGCAGAAGGUUUUAAUGAGCAUGAAGAUUGGGGGCUACCCUUGCCCUCCUGGACAUAGGAACUGGUCUCUGCUCGAAUUUCUUUAGUUUUCUGAUGGAAAGUGCAGAAGGAAAAAGGCAGAUGACUAGGGGAAGGGGAGGGGAUGACGUGGGAUUAUUCUUGAUUGGAAUUAAAUCAUUUCUUGAAGAGCGAAUAAGUUUGCUCUACAACCAUUAAGACAGUCUAGAUACUGAUAUAUGUAGUCAAAGAGAUUUCAUUAUCUCUCUCCAUCUGAAUCUUGUGAACUCCAACUCCUUGUUCACGGUUAAAUGUGAUAUAGCCUCAGAUUAGCGUUAUUCUCCACAAAAUGUAUGCUACUUGAACUCGGUUUUGAUUGAAUACAUGUAUGUAUAUUGGUUUUGGUAAGACCAAGCUGCACAUGCCAUAUAUAAAUUUAUCUGUCUAUCUUGUUUGUCAGAUAACAGAAAUACCAAAAUUAACUUCUGGUUGCUCGGAGUUUGUGGACUCUGCGGAGCAGAUUCUGGAGAAGAGGAGAAAGAAUCAAAUUCUUCUGGCAAACCAUAGUACUUUGCUGGAUUUGCUUGAAAUUCCUCAACUUAUGGAUACGUAUGUCUUUUGGCAAUGUUGUAAGAAUCACAUGCUAAAUUAAAAGGAUCUGAAUAACGAAUAUACUGGUUAUAUUCCACUAUGCGAAUUGCUUUUGUAUUUUGUGGAAAUGCUUUUGGGGUUAAUAGAGGGAUGAAAUUAUUAUAUGUUUAUUCCAUAAUGAUACAAGGAAAACCACAGAAUUGGGGAGAUAGAGAAUGUGAUUGCUUAAUGCUUCUUUAUGUAACAUGAUUCUGUUAGUCACGGAUUAUGUUUCCUUCGAAAAAGUGAUCGUUCUUUUGUCUGAACUGAAACUUUGGAGUUUUACUAGAUUUCAAUUCUAGGAAUCUAAAAUCAGUUUUUUAUUUGAUGAAAACAUUUCAAAUUUGAACCUUAAGGAAGCAUUUAAAUGCGCUUUUCUUAAUCGCUGAAGAAUUACCCCGGCUGUUCGCCCUGUGAUGUUGAAAGAAUCUAUGCGCACUUGUUCUUGUUAAUUUCUUAAACAUGUUACAGCAUGGAGCUUAGUGAGUAAUUAUUUCAUCAAAUAAAAUAAACAAAGGAAGAAUAUUGUGAUUCAUUGUACAAAUAGUAUUCACCAAAAUAACAUUGGAAAUAGAUACUCGUGUAGAUGUUUAUUGCUUGUUUGAUUUUUGUUAUUCCUUCAGUUCUCUUUUUCCAGUCAGGGUAGAGGGAGAGGGGAAGGUUGAGGUGAUUAUUUGCUUCCGGACAUGCAUGUUUACCUAUUCUUUAUUUUACUAUUAUCUGCUUUACUACCUUUUUUAGAUGAAGUUGAAACAUCUUCAUAGAACCCCAUGCAUUUGGGAGCUUAUAUGUACCAAGCUGCCUUUUUUAAAGUAUCUUUCUAUCAUUUGUAGAUGUGUACGUAAUGGAAAUUAUGAUGAAGCGCUCGACCUAGAAGCAUAUGUUGCUAAAUUAUCGGCAAUGCACCCUAAAUUACCAGUUAUUCAGGCAUUAGCUGCUGAAGUUCGGAAGACUACCCAAUCUCUAUUAUCUCAACUCCUGCAAAAACUGAGGUCAAAUAUUCAGGUGCCAGAGUGUCUCCGCAUAAUUGGGUACUUGCGGCGAAUAGGAGUAUAUAGCGAGUAUGAAAUGCGACUCCAGUUCUUAAGAUGCCGUGAGACUUGGCUAAAUGGAAUCCUUGACGAAUUAGACCAGAGAAAUGCUUAUGAGUAUGUAAGGGGGAUGAUAAGUUGCCACAGAACACAUCUUUUUGAUGUUGUUACCCAGUACCGGUCCACAUUUGCUGAUCUUACAUCAGAAAGUGAAGAAAACCAUGAUGGCGGACUUCUCUUUAGUUGGGCCAUGCAUCAAAUUUCCUUCCAGCUUAAAACUCUGAAGAUCAUGCUACCGAAGAUAACUGAAGGAACAGCUUUAUCCAAUACUCUGGAAACGUGCAUGUAUAAUGCUAUGGGACUUGGUGGAGUUGGAUUGGAUUUCCGUGGCUUACUUCCACCGCUUUUUGAAGAGGCUGUUCUUAAUUUAUUCUCAAAAAACAUGAACACUGCUGUUCAGCAUUUUCAGCUAGUUCUGGAAUCUCAUCGCUGGGUCCCGCUACCAGGCUUCCCUCCCAGCUCUAGUGGAGAAGAAACACGGGAUGAUAUCACUCCUCCGUCAAAUCUGAUGGACCAUCCACCACUAGCAGUGUUUAUUAAUGGUGUUUAUACAGCAAUGAAUGAGCUACGUCCGUGUGCACCGUUAAGUUUGAAGGGGGUUCUUGCUCAAGAACUAGUUAAAGGGUUGCUUGAUGUGUCCAAUAUGCUACUGGCAUACAAUACAACUCGGAUGCUCAGAGAUAAUGAAUCUGUACUCUUCCUUGCUCUUUGUAGAGCAUUCCUUGAGGUUGUUUUCCCGCACUGUGCCAUGUGCUUUGGCCAUUGUUACCAAGGUGGAGCCUGUUUGAUCACAGAUGCCAAGGGCUCGUUUGAGGGAUUAAGCAGUCUGGUUGCUAAAUCUCCCGCUAGAGAUAUACCUAAACCUCUUCCCAGUGCAGAAGCAAAGAAUGUAGUAGAAAAUGGCAGUCUACCUUCCUUGGAGAAUGGAGCAUCGGUUAAUAUUGAACGAUCAGGGAGUGCCAACAUGGCGGCACCGCCAAACAGCAUAUCUCCAGAAGAUGUAGAAAAGAUUACCAGAACAUCUAGUGUAUGAGUAGUUACUCGGGUUUAUAUACACUUGAAAGUUUAAGAAGCCCCCGCACCUGAUAUUGCAGUGCAUAUAGCCCAGGACUUAAGUCAUUUCGCCCUCACCUUGGUCUCAUUCUUUUUCUGGUUAGACUUUGAUGCUACCAAUGAUAAUGAUAUAUAAGUGAAUAUGUUUUGACAUCAUGAGAGAGAUUAUACCAUGACCUUCGGGGAUUACAGUGGUGACAAUUCUUUUUGUACGUAGGAGGAAAGUGCUGUAGACAUGCAUCGGAAUGAACUAUAUUUGAGGGAGUUCUUUGUAACCAUAUUCAUCUGAUAGUUGAAAGGAAAACUGCUUCUUAUGAAUUUUUGCUCUAACACUAUUAUUCUAAUUUAUCAUCAUGCUGCUAAAACUUCACCGUGAUACAUCGCAUUUUGUUUUUUUUUGAGAGUAAAAAUACAUCGCAGUUCAACCUUCAUUCUACUUCCGAUUGUUUAGGUUUUCAACUUUCGUAGUACUUUUGUGCCGGAGUGAUACUUCAUUUUUUGUCUUAUUUUUACGAUAACAGAUGAAAUAAUUAUUUUGAGAUAGAGUGAGUGUUACGGUACAGCAUCCAAGGUCCUUGGAGAAAAUAUUUUUUUGAAUUGUGACAGUACCCUAAUGGGUGAUAAACU